Bombina bombina (fire-bellied toad) is the source of this 2119-nucleotide messenger RNA. It is a transcript of the gene NPTX2, whose product is annotated as neuronal pentraxin 2. Bases 130 to 1458 code for a protein of 442 amino acids. Lineage: Eukaryota; Metazoa; Chordata; Amphibia; Anura; Bombinatoridae. The transcript is spliced from 5 exons. The record is from RefSeq and is a predicted model, not a curated record.
GAAAACUUCUUUUCUGCUUUGUGCUUGUUUUAAUUUUCUUCAUUUCAUUGUCAUAUAACUAUAUCUAUACCCAGUGAAAUUGGUACCUACUGCUUGAAACUGUCGUCUGUUUUGGUAGCAGUAGUCAGCAUGCUUAUACUUCUAAGUGGGAUCCUUUGCCUCCUUGUGCUGGUACAAGGGGAUAAUGCCAAGAGUCAGGAAAAGCCCAGAGAACGUUUUAUAUGCACGGCUAUCCCUGCAGAUGUCAACCCAGGCUGUCCAGUACCUUCCAUCCAAGCCCAUGGACCAGGGAACCCUGAAGAAGAGCUACGCACCACUGUCGUCCAGCUCAGAGAGACUAUUCUGCAACAGAAAGAGACCAUAGGGAACCAGAAGGAAACUGUAAGGGAGCUGACAUCCAAGCUGACCCGCUGCGAGACCCUAUCUGAGAGCGCAGGGCAGGAUGGGAAACAUGGCACUUGGAGUAAGGUUUAUGGCAAACCUAGGGGCAAAGACACCAUGGGGGAUCUUCCGAGGGAUCCCAGCCAGAUCAUUGAUCAACUCAGCCGCACCAUGCAGACUCUUAAGGACAGACUGGAAAAUUUAGAGCAUCAAUUGAGAUCCAACGUGUCCUACUCUGCGCUACCUAAUGACCUUCGAGAGAUGCUUCAGAGAAGGCUGGGAGAUCUUGAGCACCAGCUUUUAAACAAAGUGGCCGAACUGGAAGAUGAAAAAUCCUUGCUUCAUAACGAGAGUGCAGCUCACAGACACAAGACAGAAUCUGCCCUCACUGCACUCCUGGAAAGAGUUAAUGAGCUGGAAAAAGGUACAAGCACGUUUAAAUCACCAGAUGAUUUCAAAGUAUCUCUUCCUCUUCGUACCAAUUAUUUGUAUGGGAGGAUUAAGAAAACAUUACCUGAGCUCUUUGCUUUUACUAUUUGUAUGUGGCUAAAGUCCAGUGCAUCCCCAGGAAUUGGGACUCCAUUUUCAUAUGCGGUGUCAGGUCAAGCUAACGAAAUCGUGUUAAUUGAAUGGGGGAAUCAGCCAAUUGAAUUACUAGUUAAUGACAAGGUAGCCCAGCUCCCAUUUUCUAUUGGUGAUGGAAAAUGGCAUCAUAUUUGUAUCACCUGGACAACAAGGGAUGGAAUGUGGGAGGCCUUUCUAGAUGGGGAGAAACAUGGCACAGGAGACAACCUGGCCCCUUGGCACCCAAUUAAACCAGGAGGAAUUCUAAUUCUAGGACAGGAGCAGGAUACGGUUGGAGGAAGGUUUGAUGCCACUCAAGCCUUUGUUGGAGAGUUGAGCCAGUUUAAUAUCUGGGACCGUGUCUUGAAAGCAGAAGACAUAGUGAACAUUGCAAACUGCUCUGCCAACAUGCCUGGGAAUGUAAUACCCUGGGUUGAUAAUAAUGUUGAUGUAUUUGGAGGAGCAACUAAGUUACCCCUGGAGCCAUGUGAAGAACGUUUAUUAGAAUUAUAGCAAGAGCCAGCUUCCGUAAAGUGACCUACUUUAUUGAGACAAUCUCUUAUGAGGUUAUUUAUCCUACAAUGCACUUAUUUGCUCAGAUGAAUUUUUAAAACAUAUUGAGAAAUAGUAGCUGUUUCUCUGUUACAAAUGGAAUUUAUUACUUAAUUAGAAAGCCAGUGAACCUUGUAUUUUCUUACAAAAAUAUAUACACUGUUUAGUUGCUUUGACACUUAUGGGAAUUACAUUUAAAAGGAAUUUUCCAUCUAAAACAUAAAUUAAAUAUUAAUAUUCACAGAGAGCCAUUUAGAAAGACACAAAUAUGCUUUUCAUUUUUAUUGAAAAACUCAUCUUGAUAAUGUCUAGAAUUCCUACAUUGUAUUAUGCAGUAAACCAAAUACCUAUGUGCUUCUCCAAUUCCCAAACUUUCAAAAACAUUCUGUCUUAUAUUAAUUAACAUGUAUGAAACCUUUAAAGUUAAUAAUAUGUUCCAUAGAAUAACAGGAAUUUUAUAGAUAUAUAUCAGUAGAGGUGCCUCUUUAAACUUCAGUAAAUCUAGGCCAGUGAGGGAGAUCAAUUUACUAUAGGUUAAGCCGGUAAUGUUUGAAUUAUAAGUGAAUGAAUGUUUCUUGUGUUCUGUAAAUGGAAUCUGAUUUCGACAGGGAGGCCUAUUUAU